Molecule: messenger RNA, 2975 nt
Organism: Vicia villosa (hairy vetch)
Lineage: Eukaryota; Viridiplantae; Streptophyta; Magnoliopsida; Fabales; Fabaceae
Exons: 3
Coding region: 299-1105 (268 amino acids)
Source: RefSeq, a predicted model, not a curated record
UCAGAAAACUCUAAACAUAAUACUCAUAAUAAAAUACUCAUUUUCAGAAACCCAUUUUCAACUCUUUCACGCAUGCAAUGGCAAUGGUGAUUUAGCGACUGAACAUAUAUGUAAGAGGAUUCAUCUAAGUUUGAUUUUGGGUUCCUUUCACUCGCUCACUCUCAUUUCGGUAAGGGUUUCUGUGGGUUGUCUUCUUUGCUUCAGCCUCAGCUUCUCUCUUCGUCUCUCCUGUUUCUCUUGUUCGUCGUUCAUCCCUUCAUUUCCUCUUGCGUUGGCCUUCUGGAUUUGUUGAGCAGACAUGAAUCCAGAAAUUUCCGAUUCCUAUGCUAAUUUUGCUAAGCAGCUUAAAAGCUAUUCUUGGCUUCUUCACAAAGUUUCUGGUGAUGGUGAUAAUAAAGUGGCAUACGGAUUAGGUUCAGGAUUUGCUGUGAGGAUUGAUGAGGACACACGUACUAAGAACCAGCUUCAACCAAAUGACUUGAUCAUCUUGACAUGUGACCAUGUGUUACCGGCUGAUGAUGAAAUAGUCAGAGUCCGCAACUUUAACCACAAAACUAGUUUCAACGCAAGGAUACUGCGUAGGAAUCGUUCCUGGGACAUAGCUUUAUUGGUGCUACAAAAUGCAGCAGAUAAGUUUGCUAGUGCUGAAUUUGUUGAAGACGGAAACAUAUUACUUUCUCAGCCAUUAUUCCAUGUCGGUAACCCAGGCAGGUUUUUAUGGUCGUUCUUCAUUGGAUGUGCUGGGAAUGAGUGCACGAAUGAUGCUGUUGCUCCUUCUCGUCGUAGUAGGAAAAAAUGUUUUUUCCAUAAACCUGACUUGAACGAAACGGCAAGCCGUCUAAAAUUAGGAGACUUUGUUAAUAAGAAGUUUUUUGCAAGACCAAAUUUGAUUGGAGAAAAUAUUAAGGAGAAAAUGAAAAACUUAAACCCGAGUAUUCCUGUGAUACAGUGUUGCGGCAUGGGUACUGCCGAGGGAUGUUCUGGAGGGCCUGUUUUCAACAAUGAAGGAAAGAUUGUUGGAAUGAUGGGUUUCAAUUUGGUUGAGUUUGAUAUUGCUAGCCAUGUAAGCAUGUUGAAGGCAUACGUCUAUGACCCUUUAUGUUAAGUAGUUCUGCUUUUCAAUCAUUAGAUUUCUCCUCAAUUGUAUUAGAUGGUUGAAAUUAGCAUGCAUAUGGCAAGAAGCACAACGGAACAGAUUUUAGCUUCAUUGUUCAUUCUACUAUUAUUCGGUUUAUUCUCUUAUUUUGUUAUAACAGUUUGACUUCAACUAAUUAUGUAAUGUUCUGUUUGAUAUUUUAGAUAUAAUUAUCUUAGUCACUUAAGGAUUAUAGAGAGCUAAUUGUGAUUGUGGUUGUUAGCCUUUUUGUGUGAAAUCACAUUAAUGGACUGACAGACUCGAAUAGUAACCAUGCCCAAUAUUUUGGAUCUCAAAAUAUUAAAGAGAACAGUGUGAAUCGACCCAUUUAUAUACACUCCUUGUAAUUCUGAACCAUUGUGAUAAGUGUACUAGAGUUGCUCACAGUAUCAUUGCCGCUCUCUGUGUCUGUGUGGAUGUAGGUCACAUUGAACAAACCAUGUAAAAUCUAUACACAUUCUUCUUCAUUAUGCUAUGAUUCUGUUUAUUCUCUUAUAAGUUUGACUUCGACUCCUAAUUCUAUAAUGUUGUAUUAUUAUAUAACUGUCAGAGUCAUUUAUGAAAGUGUGAUUUUGCUUGGUUCUUGAGUUAAUCCCCUUAACUGUGAUUGUUAGUCAUUUAGGAUUAUUGUUAGUCCACUUUUAUAUGAAUGUAUCUAAAUAUAAAAUACUGUACAUUCGGCACACUUUUAGACAAAAUCAAUUUUGUCACCAAAAAACCAAACUAACACUUAAUGAUCAUCAACAUAUCAUUGAACCUUCCCUUUUGACCUUCCUGUAAGUGUAGGAAAGAUCUUUCAGGAGAGGUUUAGCUUAUAUAAUGGCAAUAAUGAAAAGGGUUUUUCUCGCGAAAAUAUUGAGUCUAUAUGCAGUGUUGAACGAUCAACUAUAAAAGCCAAUAAGAACCUCGGUUACAUUGGCGAAAAAGGUAUAUUAUCGAAAGAAAAUGGUUUCUCAAUCAUCCGAGUUUUCUACUUAAGGAAAUAGUAUAUCAGGAAACAAAUCAAAUACUACCACGGAACCGUAUGCAAUGUUUAAUCCAAGCUUAGCAUUUAAAUUGCCUGUAACAUGGCAUUGGAGUUUGCUUAUAACAAGUGAUAUUUUAUUAAUUUUCUGUUGCAGUGGGAGCUUGUCCUUUGGAAGUCUAUUGUUCAAUGCAUGUCCAGAACGGGUCUGCUGCGAUAAUUUCCGGAACGGAUCUGCUGGGUGCUUAAGCUGUCCACCACAUACUUGUACCAAGAUUUUAUUUUAUUGGACACACAUGAUGUUGUAGCAGUUAAUGAGUAUAUGAAUGGGAAAAAGCUGGUACGGCAUAUAAUGGUACUUACAGAGUAACCUCAACUCGUAAAGGCUUUAUUUCUCCUAGACGUUCUGGUGGAAUUGCUCAUAAAACGGCUGCGAAGAGUCAAUACCGUGUUCUGAUUAUCAAUUCUCUGUGAGAUUUUCCCGGUUAUAUGGCAGAAGUUGCUGUUCAUGUCGAGAGUUAGAGGGGGCAUAGUUUUGUUAGUGUAGUAUCCUUGGGAGCGGUCAGUGAUAUGGUUUGUUUUGAAGUGGCUGCAUCUCGGCAUUGGCGUUGGAUUUAUCGCGGAGUUCUUUUCAGUUAAGGUCUUUUGUGCAUGUGGUGGAUUCGAGCUUGGUUCUUUGCUUGAGGCGGUUCUUAUCAAACUUUCCUAGUCUCAUCUUCAAAUUCCAAUGAAAAUUUUGUAUCCUUAGAUCCUCUAGUAUUGCACAUACCUGUAAGCCAAUUCCAAUUGUCACAAUUAUCAAGUUGCAAAUUUACUAAACAUUCACUAAGAUACUCCGAAUACGGCUGACACUUCAACAUCAUUAAGAAAUUUGAG